Molecule: messenger RNA, 3690 nt
Organism: Danio aesculapii
Lineage: Eukaryota; Metazoa; Chordata; Actinopteri; Cypriniformes; Danionidae
Product: cytolytic toxin-alpha
Molecular function (GO): protein binding
Source: RefSeq, a predicted model, not a curated record
AACUCUUACUCUAACAUUGCAGAGCGUAACGUUGCUGAAGAUAUUUUAAUUUGAAUAGAGUUGUUGGCUUCUUUGGAAGUACAGUAGUCAAGUCUGUCCAGUGUUCCCGGUGUCCUGUCAGCGUUGUGUGUAUCAUCAGUCUGUCUUCCCGGCAAGCCCUCUGGUGUGUGCAUUCGGUCAUCCUCGGUGUCUGUCAUCCCACCUGCCACAAAGGAUCAUCAGUUCCACCGAACUCCAUUCACCUCUCAUAAUUUAUCCUUUUCUGCUCAACUGUUGGAAUAAACAUCGUUUAUACUUACUCACCUUGUUUGUCCGUCUGCUUCCAUAACAAUUUUGUUGCAUGGGAAUUUUGCUUGUGAUAAAUUUUUUUAUGUGUACUUAAAAUAAUUUUAACUGCAUUGUAACAAUUAUUUUAGGAUGACUGUUUUUAAAUUUAUCUUCACAAAUAAUAUCUUUAUUCAUAGAUAUGACAUCAGAUUCCAUUACUGUGGCAGCGCUUGGAAGACCUCUGUUUCCUGGCAUGUUAUAUGACUGCCGCAAGGAUUCCUUCAUUCCAGGUGUUACUCUGUGGGAUAAAAAAUCACUGCGUGAAGAUUUGGACAGUCAUUCACAGCUCCAGACAGAUUUGAACUUCAGUAGCUCUGACUCUUUCUCUAGUAAGUCCAGUCUCCUGGAUGUGAGUGCUUCCUUGAAGGCCAGUUUUUUGGGGGGUCUGGUGGAGGUGGGGGGAUCUGCCAAGUUCCUGCAUGACACCAAAUCAUCAAACCAACAGUCCAGAGUUACAAUGCAGUUCAGUGAAACCACCAGAUUUGAUCAGCUCACUAUGACCCAUCUGGGCAAAAUCACCUACCCUCAGGUGUUUGAGCAGAAAACUGCAACUCAUGUGGUCACAGCUGUACUGUACGGAGCUCAGGCCUUCAUGGUGUUUGAUCGGACAUUUUCAGAAGAGGAAAACAAGGAGAAUAUUGAGGGGGAACUGAAUCUGAUGGUGAAGAAAAUCCCCAAAUUCUCAAUUGAAGGCAGUGCAGCUGUACAAAUGACAGAUGAUGACACACAUAAGAUUGAGAAGAUUACCUGCAAGUUUUAUGGUGACUUUCACCUUCAGCAAAGCCCAACUUCUUACAUGGAGGCUCUUGAUUUGUUCAAGAAGCUCCCCUCUCUGCUGAAGGAGAAUCCAGAGAAUGGAGUUCCAAUCAAAGUCUGGCUUUAUCCUCUUCAUUUACUGGAUUCAAAAGCAGCGCAAUUGGAGGCAAAGAUAAGCACAGGUCUGGUUUCUGACAUUGGAUGUGUAAUGGAGGAGCUAGGAGAAGUAGAGAGGACAUAUAAUGACCUGUCCAGAAAUACACUGGUAAAUCAUUUCAGCGACAUCAAAGAGAGGCUGCACUCAUUUCAGAAGACUUUUAAUAUAUAUAAGGAAGAGCUCCUUAAAGAUGUCGGCACAAUCUUGCCUGCUAUUCGAGGAGGAAAAAUGAAGGAAAUAUCACUAGAAGAAAUCUUGAUCCACCGCGACUUCCCUGGCAUGUUUAAGCAGUGGUUGAAUGAUGCAAAAUCUGAAUUUAACCUCUUGAGUUUUUACAUUAAGGGAAUCAAAAUUGAAGAUUCAGACAAUCUCAACACUGUCCUCCUUGAUCCUAAUAUUGAUUUUGUGGUGUGCUUGACCCUCACAUCUCUGAAUGAAGACUCAUAUCUUGAAAGUCUGAACGAGUUUUUAAAAUCUGACAAAUCUAAAGAGUUAGAUGGUAAACAAAAUAGGGUGUCACUGACUUCUGCGACAAAGUGGUUCAAUGAUUCUGCUAUCAUAAUAAAGAUGAGAGAUAACUUAUCCCUUUCAGAAGCUUUUCAGAGGCAAAUAAAGAUGAAAACAGAAUGCUUCAUUAUUUCUGCAAUAUCCAAUACACUCAGCCCAGGAUCCUCCAUCUAUCUGUAUGAAAAAGGGAAACUGAAAAGCACAGAAUUCCAGCCAGUGUCCAAACCUCCACAACUGAUAGUGAAGAAUGUCCAGAAACAAACUGUGUCCUUGAAACUGCAGAAGUCUCCAACUGGAGAAACAGUGCAGUACAGAGUGGAGUACAAGCAGGUAAAAGCAGAAGCUGAAGCUGAAGAACAGUGGCUUGUCAUAAACACAACUGAUGAAGACUUUACUCUAACUGGACUGGAGUCAGGAAAGCCGUACAUGAUUCGCUACAGGAUAGUGAGUAGAGUGGGAGUAAGUGAAGCAAGUGAGACUGUCAAUCCUAUACCGUUGUCACCUCAGCCUGUGAUCGUGGGAUUGCUAAAAGACAGUGAAACUACCUUUAUGACUCCAUCUAUCACCACCAUUAAGAAGAUCAGGGUUCAUGGUUAUCGAAGUUUUCUGAUAAUUAACAGAAACUUGGCUGACAAGAACAGGGUCGAACUAUUCAGCAGAUUGGAAGGCAUUACGGUAUUUUUCAACACUGGUCACAUGAUCAAAGUUGGUAACACUUCCAGAAGAACAACUACAGAAGAAUUUAUAUUUGAGGACAAUGAUAAAAUCAUUGCAGCAACAAUGUGGCAAAAUAAAGAAAAUAGAUAUCUUAAUGGAUUCACAUUUGAGGUCGCCAACAGUGAUGGUCCAGUAAAAACAUAUUCUGCCAAGUGUACAGAUCUGUCUGAGCCUGUGAAGAUUAAUGUGAAGUCUGGAAAAUGUUUCGGCAUUACAGCAAGAUGUGGAGAAUAUGAACUCCAAGCGUUAGGAUUCUACUUCAUUUAGAUUCUCAAUACUGAAAGUAAUAAUGCAGAGAUGAAAUGCUAAACAGCGUAGUUAAUGCAUGAAUCAGAUUUUAUGGCCAAAAUAUAGCAGUGUGUAGCAUAGUGUGAGAAUUGAAUCAAUAAAUAAUACUUGUGCAUGUUUUCAAGCAUGCACACAAUCUAAAAUUUGAGGUUCAUUGUAAUGUAACAAUUGUAGUUUAGAAAAGCAAUUGAUUUUUGUUGUGUUUGAUGUGUUGUUUUUAAUUCAUUAAUUUAAUGGUUUCAUUUAAUCAAAUAAUCGUGUUUAAUUAUUAGUCAUUAUUAUAUUUUUCAUUUGAUUAUUGGGUUAUUUAAAGCCUACAUGAACUGGAAGUUGUUGAGGCUUUUCAGUGUGUAGAUGUACUUCAGACUAGAACAGAAUAUUGAGUGGGGGGGGGGGCUUUUUUUGCGCAUAAUUUGAAUUUUCCCGUAUCACUCUAUGAAAAGGGCUAGUCUCUUUAAGCCAGGGGUGUCCAAACUCGGUCCUGGAGGGCCGGUGUCCUGCAAAUUUUAGCUCCAACUUGCCUCAACACACCUGCACGGAUGUUUCUAGAAAGCCUAGUAAGUGCUUGAUUAGCUAGCCCAGGUGUGUCUGAUUGGGGUUGGAACUAAACUUUGCAGGACACCGGCCCUCCAGGACCGAGCUUGGACAUACCUGCUUUAAGCCAACUAACAGUAAGAGCGGUGUGGUUAAGAAUAUUGUAGGGGAAAAAAUCAGAGGAUUAACUUGCAUGAAUUAACUUGUUUACCUAAAUAAUAACAUAAUAAUGUGUGGUAGAAAAAUAAACAUUGUUAAUUUUGAUUUCACAUGACUUUGGACAAUGUACAAUAUAAUGUAAUGUCACUGGACAAUGUUGCAAAGCAGUAAUUGUCCAUUUCUCUUGUUUAUAGUAUAAUAAAACUACUGGUCAAAGUGAAACAUAUAGGCUAACCAAGAUUUAA